CGCACAUACUCAUGCAGCUUUCACUUCUCUCCUUCUUCGCGCUGCUCGCAGCGGUGUCGACGGCAUGCGCAGGCGCACCGCUCGACCGCCGCCAUCCGCCCGAGCAAAAGCCACCGCCGAAGAACCUGCCAGGCCCACCCGACGGUCUGCCCGCGCCUACGACGACAGACACGCGCGACGGCCCACCAGCACCGGCCAGCUCUGCCUCGUCAGUGCGCAAGAUGAUGACGUCGGUCAGCAGCAACGGCAGCUACUGGUUCGUCGACGCCAAGGCAGGCGAGCAUCAUGCGAAGAUCCUCGUCGACAGCGGCAGCGGCGACACGGUCCUCAACGCCGGCGUGUACCGGCCUACGCGCUUCGGCCUCAACCUCAAUGAGACCUUCGUCAAUAGCUACAUCUCGACCACGGCCGACGGCGGCGGCGUGCAGAACUUCACGGGCAACGUCUACAAGGACUCAGUCUGCAUCGACCACCUCAAGACGGCAAAGCAGCCCCUCGGUGUGCUGGACACCUCAUCGGCGCAGUACCCGGGCCAAGGCAUCAUCGGCUUCAUCCCGAGCGAGAACAUCACGACGCAGCCGUUUGGCUAUUUUGACACGCUCUGCGGCCUCGGCGAGCUCGAGGCGUGUACGUUCGGACUUGCUUUCAAGCCUGACAACAGCGGCACGCUCGCCGUCGGCCAUGCGCCUGGCAGCACCGGUCUCGGUCAGGGCACGCCCGUCACCCUCGGCGGCGGGAGCAGCGACGCUGAUGCAGGCUUCCUCGAGCCGUCUGAAGGCUGGGUCGUGCAGAACGCCGCCUCGCUCGUCAAGACGACCAUCAACGGCCGGCCGAUGAACUCGACGACGGUGCGCGUCUUCUACCCCGACAGCGGCACGUCCGUGACGCUGACGACGCGCGAGGAAGCCCGCUACUUCUUCCAGGAGGCCGGCAUGCGCAUCCAGGAGCUGCCCGAACAAGGCCGCGUGCAGGGCUUCUACGACUGCGCGAACCCGCCAAAGCUCGGCUUCAGCAUCAAGGGCCAGCUCUUCGAGUACGACGCAUGCACCGUCGCGUACUACUCGCCACAGUCGGGCUGCCCCACGCAGACCGGCAAGCGCUCCGACGAUGCCGGACCGCCCACUCUGCCGCUGAGAUUCUCGGCUGGCCCGCGGAUCUACGAUGCGCAGAGCAGCUUCACUGGCGACAUGCUGCAGAAGGCCGUUGACUGGAUCCAGCAGCAGCCGAGGCAAGAGACGCAGCAGUGCCUGUCUUCCAUCUUCGGCGAUGCCAGCGUCGAGACGCCACGGGGCAAGGUGUGGCUCGUCGGGCAAAACUGGAUGCGCGGCAAGUACCUUGAGCACGACUACGAGGCUCGGACCCUGAGCGUCUCGCCGCUCGCCGACGCCAAGCCGCCACCGCACCACGACCUCUAGCGAUACCCCAUCUGCGUCUCCCACUGCAGCGCACGUCGAAUCACAUCGCAUUUCAUCG
This is a messenger RNA of Tilletiopsis washingtonensis, 1473 nucleotides long. RefSeq lists its product as hypothetical. Bases 12 to 1415 code for a protein of 467 amino acids. Lineage: Eukaryota; Fungi; Basidiomycota; Exobasidiomycetes; Entylomatales. The record is from RefSeq and is a predicted model, not a curated record. The transcript is spliced from 7 exons.